CAGCGAGAGAGAGAGAGGGAGAGACAGAGAGAGAGAGAGAGAGAUAGAUCAGAGCAGACGCUGGCUCGGUGGUGAUCAUACUGACUGCCAUGCUUUGAAAUAUGUGAUAGAGGAGCGAUAAUACAGAGGUUUCAACCAAAUGUCAGCUGGAAGGAAUCUGCGGUUCUCCCCUGAUAUGGAAUACAAGUCUUCUCAGAGGGAAACAGCUUCAUCUCUUCGGCCGUCGUGUCAGGCUUUUUGCUGAUGGUACCAGUUUGAAAAUACCAGGAGGAGCUUUUUGGAGUGAUUGUCACUCUGGACCCUGCUGUCACAGCACAUAGGACACUAGGGGGAUUUGGGAUUUGAAGGGUCAAAGAAGAGCAAUAGAUAACUGACAGCUACAUCCAAUACACAGUUCUGUGUUUUAUCAAAGUACAAUUCGAUAUCGAGACCCAUCUGCUGGUUUUUCAGUUUCCUGAGUGGACAUUAAUGAACUUCAUCAACUAUCCAAAAAGAAAGUUAAACUUUGGAGAAUUUUCACAUUUUUCUUCACCAUAGCAUGUGUGUUUUUAUCUCAAGUUGUCCAAAGUGACACUUCUUUAAAGUAAAAUCAAUCUAAGAAAUUAAACAAAGUAUUCCAGGUCCCAUCAUGCAUCCCAGGUUACUCCUCCCGCACCUCCCCGUACUCCUCGUCCUCCUCCUGUUGAUGUGGGGGCCGAUGGAGUCCAUGAGCCAGAAUGACACAGAGCCCAUCAUCCUGGAGGGGAAAUGUUUGGUCGUAUGUGACUCCACUCCUUCCUCCGAGCCCGCUGGUAACGCUCUAGGCAUGUCGGUCCGCUCCGGCUCGGGCAGGGUCGCCUUCUCUGCCAGCCGUCAGACCAACCACGAGCCCACAGACAUGAGCAACCGCACCAUGAUCAUCUACUUUGAUAACAUUUUGGUGAACGUGGGCACCCAUUUUGACCAAGAGAGCAGCGUCUUCCUGGCACCGAGAAGAGGCGUCUACAGCUUCAACUUCCAUGUUGUAAAGGCUUACAACAGACAAACUAUUCAGGUCAGUCUGAUGCUGAAUGGCUGGCCAAUGAUUUCAGCAUUCGCCGGGGACCAGGACGUGACCAGAGAAGCAGCCACUAACGCCGGCCUGGUGAUCAUGGAGAAGGGGGACAAAGCCUACCUGAGACUGGAGAGAGGGAACCUGAUGGGAGGCUGGAAGUACUCCACCUUCUCUGGGUUCCUUGUCUUCCCCUUGUGAGGAAAAGUUGGAUGGGGAGGGGGGGUUGAUAGAAAGAGAAUAGGUGAGGAUGAGAAAAGCGGGCAAAGCUUCAAUCCGAGCCUCUUUAUACAAUGCAUGAAGGGAUUUGUUUUAUGCAAAGUGAGAUCAACAGAAUUCUCAUAUGAGGCUAAAAUAAAAGAAGGGUUGGAGAAGUGAUCAGUGAACACGAUUUAUCUGUGGAUUUCAUUUGCUCUGUUUCUGUGUAUAAAUAUAUACUUGUCGGAGAUACUUUAAUUGUAACAAAAAUAUAAAGUAGCCAUGUGCAAUGUGGGCUUCUGUGCUAAGAUGCUUUUAUUUUUUUCACUGAUAUGUUUGAAACACGGCUGCGCUCCACAUGGCCUCCUGUCUAGCAAACAAACUUUCCCUUUAAUUCUAUUGUGUUGUACGACUGAUGCUCCUGUAUAUGCCUGUUCUUCUCCCGCAAAAAUAAUGUUUAUUUACACAGAAAUUUAUAUUGAGGAGAAAAUAUCUAAAUAAAAUCAUAUAAAGUUG
Messenger RNA from Labrus mixtus (cuckoo wrasse), 1744 nucleotides. It is a transcript of the gene cbln12, whose product is annotated as cerebellin 12. Gene Ontology annotation, cellular component: synaptic cleft; glutamatergic synapse. The transcript is spliced from 4 exons. The coding region runs from base 629 to 1231 and encodes 200 amino acids. Gene Ontology annotation, molecular function: protein binding. The record is from RefSeq and is a predicted model, not a curated record. NCBI's taxonomy places the organism in Eukaryota, Metazoa, Chordata, Actinopteri, Labriformes, Labridae.